Messenger RNA from Coccidioides immitis RS, 414 nucleotides. RefSeq lists its product as uncharacterized. The record is from RefSeq and is a predicted model, not a curated record. NCBI's taxonomy places the organism in Eukaryota, Fungi, Ascomycota, Eurotiomycetes, Onygenales, Onygenaceae. The coding region runs from base 1 to 414 and encodes 137 amino acids. The transcript has 2 exons.
AUGCGACCGCCGGAUAAUCUUGCUCCAGGCAUUGUGAUUGGCCGCUGCCGCCCGCCGCCCCACCGAGGCCUCUUCCCCCGGCAAGCCGCCGUUCUGACCGCAGGCAGGCGGGAGGCGUCCGGGCGGCAGCGGAGAGGAGGAGAGCACACUGCCAGCGACCUGCAGUGGGCUUCAGCAACGACUUCAGGAAGGCAAAACCACGUCGCCCGGAGCGGUGAUAACCCGAACCUCGCUCGGCGCAACUCUUGGCCCCACGCAGCGAAACCGCCCGGUCGGACGACAGGCGCCAAGCCCUCAAUGCGCGGACCCACAUUCGCGCUCUUGCCGAUCCGGCCGAUUGUGUCAUAUCACGUGAAAAUGCGGCAGCUCAACCUUUUCGGUAUCAACUUGGGAACGUUCGCUGCAGAUCUUUAA